Anoplopoma fimbria (sablefish) is the source of this 1590-nucleotide messenger RNA. RefSeq names its product FA core complex associated protein 24 (gene faap24). Lineage: Eukaryota; Metazoa; Chordata; Actinopteri; Perciformes; Anoplopomatidae. Gene Ontology annotation, molecular function: chromatin binding. Gene Ontology annotation, biological process: interstrand cross-link repair. Gene Ontology annotation, cellular component: Fanconi anaemia nuclear complex. Bases 101 to 757 code for a protein of 218 amino acids. The record is from RefSeq and is a predicted model, not a curated record. The transcript has 4 exons.
GGAGGCUGUGUUGUGAGCUCUGCUUUAGUUCAUGAAUAUAAACACACUGUUCCCAGAGAGGAUGAUAGUUAGUGUUUAACCACAUUAAGGAGGGGACGACAUGGAGGUGCUGAAUGCGGUUCCUCCCUACGGACAUGUUAUUGCCACCGAGAAAUGGAGAAACUCUUCCCUCAUUCAAAGCUUAAAGGGCUUUACUUCUGCUGCAGGUGGCGGCGUGAGAAUCCUGUUUGAGAAUGAGCUCGGUGUGGCAGACUUCCACCUGCCCAACAAGAGCUGCAUCCUGUACGUGUCCGAGUGCGACAUCGUAGCAGGAAACGCCUACAAGAGGAAACUGGUUCGCUACAGAAAUACCACCAGCAGCUUCCAGGAGCUGGUGCUGGUGGAGAACACCAGGCUCAGUGAGCAGUACUUUGCUGCCGUGCAGAAGUUUGUGGUGUUUGACCUCGGGUUGACUCUGCUGCCGGUCGGCGGGCAGACCGAGGCCUCGCAGCUCAUCACGCAGAUGGUUCACGGGGAGGGCAGAGAGAACCCCUUCAGGAGGAGGACUUCGUCCCGGCUGUUGGACCCUCUGGUCCUGGCUCUGGUGCAGCAUGUCCCUGGGGUCGGCAGGGUCAAAGCCCUGGCCCUGCUGGAGCACUUCUCCAGCAUCCAGCUGCUCUGUAACGCCGCCCCCGCCGAGCUGGAGCCCAUCGUGGGUCAGGCUGCAGCUCAGCAGAUCCACAGCUUCUUCCACAAACCCACAGCUGCUGGAACGUGAAGGUUCAACUCUGGGUCUUUAUUUAACCAGAGAGGUUUGGAUUAAAUGAUGCCCAUACACUUUGGCCCACAUGGACACUAAAACAAAUCUAACUUUGCACUGUUUCUGCAAGUGUUCAAACUUCAAGAAGCUACAUUUGUUUACUGUUGACUAUGCGGAAAAGCCCAAAGACUGUAUAGUAUAAGGACGUGGUCUCAAAGCGGCAGUGAGGACACAGCCCAACUGUCACAAUGGCCACAGUGGGUGGAUCGUGGUGACACAGCGGAGCAGACAGCUAGCAGCUAGAGACCGUAGUCUGUAUAGAAGGAGUGGACAUAGUAGUCGUGACGUCACCCUUUGUUUUGUGGGCUGCAGUUUUUAAGCCGAGGAGUAAGGCAAAUUUGGCCAUCAACAUCCUUUUUUUUUUUUUUUUUUUUUUGCAAAUAGGUAACAGAAAUGACUAUAUUUGGACUGAGGAGGAGUGACGUAGUGUUGUCAGAUAAACAAGGAUAUUAGCUGCAGAGACCCAAACUGUUGUUUUGCCAGGCUGUAAACUUGUUUAUUUCUGCUGUAAAGUUGUUCAUUUUAAGACAGGGGUCUAUGGGGAUUGACUUGUGUUUGAAUCUUCAAGUGGCCAUUUGAAGAACUGCAGUUUCUGCCACUUCCCCUUUGGCUUCAUUUAUCAGCAUCAGAGGUUGCCGCUUGGGGAACCAAGAUAUUUCAGUCAGGACCAGCAUCGCCAUCCAUAGAUCCAAUCUGCUAACGGCCUGAAAUAGAGGGACUGUUGUAUGUAGAGUGUCUGGUUUCUAAGUUUUUCACUCUGCACUUUUGCAUCUACAAUAAAAAUAUAUCAG